AAAGGCGGGGGAGUGAUGAGGAGAGGAUCGGUGAGGAAGGUGUGAUCUGUAUGGGAGAGGAGGAAGAGGUAUAUACAGCGGGUGCAGAAUAUGAAUGGGUGGGUGUGUGUGUGGGAUCAGGACAGUCUGAUGGGAGGAAUCGGAGGAAGAGAAGAGAGGGAAGGAGAAGAGAGGGGAGAGAGGGAAGGGAGAGAAGGAAGGGAGAGAGGAGAAGAGGAGAGGAGAAGAGAAGGGAAGAAAAGAGGGCGAGAAAGGAAAGACGAGAAGGAAGAGAGAAGAGAAAGAAAAAAAAGAAAAAAGAAAAAGGCUCUGUCUGUUUGUGGUAUUUGUGGCCGGAUGAUCCUCCCUUCCGCCAAUCCCCUCUCGCCCUCAGGUCCCACAGCGCAGUCUGCCUCUGCCGGUGGAUGGAUGCACCUCCCUCCGCCCGCUAAGCUCGCCUACCCGCUCACUCUCACUCUCACUCUCUCGCUCUUACUCUCUUACUCUCUCUUACUCUCUUACUCUCUUACUCUCACUCUCUUACUCUCUUUCUCUCUUUCUCUCCUCCUCCUGCCGCCUUUGCCUGCUCAGCCAGGGAGGGGCUCAUUUGCUUCCUGGCCGUUGUCCCUUCGACUGCUCUCACCAGGAAGCAAGGCCCCGGCUGUGCUCUGUAUUCCUCUCUCCAGACAGAUAUAUCCAUCUAUCCAUCCAUCAUGACUGCUAUUAUUAGGACACAAGGAAAGCAGACUACGGCCAGCUAGCCAUGAAGGGUGAGCACUCUCGCAGUCGAUCCACACCGCCCACACCGCCCACACGCCCUGCGGCUGCACC
Gamsiella multidivaricata is the source of this 810-nucleotide messenger RNA. RefSeq lists its product as uncharacterized. Lineage: Eukaryota; Fungi; Mortierellomycota; Mortierellomycetes; Mortierellales; Mortierellaceae. The record is from RefSeq and is a predicted model, not a curated record. Bases 91 to 696 code for a protein of 201 amino acids. The transcript has a single exon.